Molecule: messenger RNA, 3631 nt
Organism: Exaiptasia diaphana
Lineage: Eukaryota; Metazoa; Cnidaria; Anthozoa; Actiniaria; Aiptasiidae
Product: ranBP-type and C3HC4-type zinc finger-containing protein 1
Exons: 11
Coding region: 101-2629 (842 amino acids)
Biological process (GO): protein linear polyubiquitination; proteasome-mediated ubiquitin-dependent protein catabolic process
Cellular component (GO): LUBAC complex
Molecular function (GO): zinc ion binding; ubiquitin-protein transferase activity; ubiquitin binding
Source: RefSeq, a predicted model, not a curated record
AUAUUUAGAGAAUAAUGAAAGUGCAAGCAGACAAACUGAGGAAGUAGCUGGAAAUGGCGUUGUUUUUCGGGGAAAUUUCCCCAAUUUGAUCUCGUAUAAUAUGGCCCAAAAUGUAGAAGAUACAUCAGAGCAAGUGUUCAGCGAUUGCAGGGCUGUGAUAUUUGUUCUUGAACUUGAUAGAUGGAAAGAGUUGUUUGAUGGCGGACUUGCCCACGUCCAACUUCUAAGACAAAAUUUCCAAGAGAAUUUGACGGUUUAUAGGAUACGCGGAAAGUCAGAAAGUACAGGACAGAUUGUUCUCAACGUUGUAUUAGAUAGAGAUAUAAAAUAUGAAAUUGCUCAAGGCACAAAUUAUCAUCUUCUAAAAACUAAAACCAAAGUUUAUUCAUUGACACUAAGUCAAGACUCAAAUGGAAAGGAAUUUGCUUUAGUUGUACAGACUAUAAUACGAAGUAUACAAGAUAAUACACCUUCUUCRCCCAGAGAAGCUUGGAUGCCACCGGUAGUGAGGCAACAAAAGGCUCCAGUGCCUCAACCCAAACUAAUAACAGAGUCGUUACUCAUUUCACCUGAUGCAGGUAAAAACUCACCAUUUUUCCCGCAACCAUUUCCAAAGCACAAUUCCUUAGGCACCACUUUGCCAACAUCAUCACCAUCCUUUGCACCAGCCAGCCAACCUGCACAGGCACAAAGGGCUGGCUUGCAGCAUGCAUUUCAAGGACGAAUAGAAAUGUUAUGUGAAAGACUAUCCAAAGCAAUUAGUAAUGGAGAUUCACAAAUAGCAGUAGAUACAGUGAAACUGAUUGCAGAACAAAAAACACAGCUGAUUAUCAAGUUAAAAAAUCAAAAAACAAUAACAGGAAAUGGCGAUAGUGAUUCAUUUAGUAUCAGAGUUGUGGUAGAAGAUCAGGAAACUUCUGGUGUAGCAUUUGAAAUGAAAGUAUCUUCUAGGGACACCAUACAAUCAUUGCAAGAAGAGGUUGCAGAUCGAUAUGGAUUCCCACCAAAAGUACAGAAAUGGAUCAUAGGAAAUAAGAUGGCAAAACCAACUGAAACACUUGCUGACUUAAAGAUAAAAAGCACUGGAUUUACAUGCUUUUUGUAUUUAGUGUCUAGUAGAAAUGUAGGCCUAACGCGUGGAGAAUUUGAACAGUUUAAAGAAAGGACAGAGAAUCGCAGAACUAACACUUCUUAUGCAUCAAUGACCGUGCCAACUGCUGGUACACAGUCACCACAGUCUUCACUUAAUGUGGGAACUGGGAAUCAAGGGUUAUCAAGGGCAACAAGUUUGCCAUCAUUAAACACAACAAGAGAAUCUGGUAAUACUUCCGUUAAUACUCGACAAGAAAGGAUUACUUUUAGAAGAGAAGCACAAAUCACAAAUGCAAGUGAACCUGUUGGACCUGUAACAACUGAAGAAAUCCCAGAAAUUCCUAUACAAAGGGAAGAGAACAUUCCUCAACCUGCUAGAAGGAUCCCUGUGCCAGCUCAAAGAGUUACUAACUUACCUGGAAACCCAGACACACAAAGAACACUUGCAGCGGCCCAGUCAAUAGAGGACAUUGAACGCCUUCUCCGGGCAAUGGGAGAUAGCGGCCUACCUUAUCAACUCAUUAAUGAAAGAAUUGGUCAAGAGGAAAGUGUGGUUGAACUCCAGGGUUGGAGUUGUGCAACCUGUACUUAUGUAAAUCCACCAACAAGACCUGGUUGUGAAGUUUGUGGCUCAGACAGGCCGGCAGAUUAUGUUGUGCCCCAAAACCCUCGUAUGACUGAGCAAGAAAGGUUAAGAUUGCAAAAGGAGCAAGAAGAAAUGGAAAUAUUUCAGCGGACUAUAAACCAACAGCAACAAGAGCAAGAAGUSGCCCGGGAGAUGAAUUUCCGUCAACUGGUCGAGACAGCGCAGCAAAAUCUGAUWAGAAAUACCGAGGAGUUUGACUGCGCAAUUUGCUUUCUCRACGUUGAGCCUGGCGAAGGAGUUAUGCUCAGGGAAUGCCUCCAUUGUUUUUGCGAAGACUGUCUCAGAGAACACAUCAAAAACUGCACCGAUCCUGAAGUUCAGUGUCCUUUCCAGGACAACGAUUUUGCUUGUCAUUUUGUCAUCACAGCUCAAGAAAUUAARGCAUUACUUCCUGAAGAAGACUUCAAUAAAUUUCUCAACCGUAGCCUAACUACAGCCGAGAGUCAAGCUGCUAAYAGCUUUCACUGUAAGACACCUAACUGCCCUGGAUGGUGUAUUUACGAGGACAACUCCAAUGUCUUCCACUGCCCGGUGUGUCARAAGGUAAAUUGUUUGACAUGCAAAGCAAUUCAUCAUCCAGAAAUGAAUUGCAAGGAGUACCAGGAAGACUUACAAAGGAGAGCGCAAAAUGAYGUCGCUGCAAAACAAACACAGCACUUUCUCGAGCAAAUGAUAGAAAAAGGCGAUGCAAUGAAAUGCCCACAGUGUGCCAUUAUACUUCUGAAGAAGGACGGCUGUGAUUGGAUGAGAUGUAGCAUGUGUAGAUUAGAGAUUUGUUGGGCUACGAGAGGACCUCGAUGGGGACCAAUGGGUGUAGGUGAUCUUAGUGGAGGAUGCAAGUGUCGAGUUGGAGGCAAAAAGUGUCACCCAAACUGUAAAAAUUGCCACUAGGAAUAGUCAGCGGUCUGUGCUAUGAUGGAGCAUGCGCACUAAAAUGCACAAGUUUAGAUCGAUAUCUCUAUAAAAUCAUAUUAGUCAAUAUAUUAUCUUUCAUCUUCGGGAUUUGUUCCCUUUUGCUAUUUUGUCACCAGAUGGUUUUUGAUCUUUUAAACUGGUUACUGCGACCUGUAGCUCACUAAAAUGAAUACCGACAAAGCGAUGUAGGUCAAUCGUCGACMACACCAAAAUAUAUCACCAAAUAUCCAUCCACUCAAGAAACAAGUUUUAAAAGUGGYAAUUCUAGUCUGCUUCAAUCGCACUAUUAUAGUUAAAGCUUAUAGUUUCAGGGCAUGCACAUUACGCAUUUGAUGCUCCAGUAAGCCAAGGACUUAUUUUGAUGUAUUCGAUAUAACAUAAACUUUGUAUCUUUAAAACAUAGUUAGGCACAUUAUUCAAAUUAAGAAGAGUGGAUUUCAAGAGCUAAGACAAUUGAAAGUAUCUCUGGAUUCAACCCUGACAUCUGUAAAUUUCCCGACAUGUCAUUUGAUUUGGCAAGGUGGCGUUUGUCAAAAGGCGGGAAAUUUUGAUCGAGUUUUGAUCGUUUUCCCAUAGCCUUUAUAUUUCGUUAUACGUGCAAGAAAAUGUUCCUGGGAAUCCAUAAGAUUGCAAAGGUAAUUCAAAAGGCUUCARGUUAUUAGUGAAAUUGUCUGCUUAUUUUUUUAUUUAUUCUAUCUGCAAAGACAAAAAAAAGAACUUUUAACAACAUUUGAAAUCGACAGGAAACGUUUUGUUCUCAUCCCAACAGGUCUAAAUCAGCUAUAAUGAAAAUUGUGUUGUAGGAAAUACUAAUAAAUACAACCACAUCGUUAAAAAGACAAAACUGAGUAUAAAAUGAUAUCCGCUUUGCAAUACAAAUAUCUAAAAGUCGGCGGGUGACUGUWCGCAUUUGUUCUGUAUCACAUGAUUUACUUAAUGUUUUGUUGUUUAUCAAUAUAUUUAUAUUUAAAAUUCUUA